AUGUCUUUCGAUCGAGUUCUCCCCAAACCCGCUGCUUUGCACUAUGACUCCCCUCAAGCUACUCUUCCCAGGCCGACCAGUAACCUCCUCGAGCACAAGAUCAUGAAUGAUAACGUCUCUAAGGUGUCCAUGCUGGACCGUCAUUUGGAGGGGAUUCCUGUGGGGAGUUCAUGUCGAUAUGCAGCCGAUGGAUUGCCUCAAGUCCAUCUCUCUUCCUUGAACCGGGCCAAAAUUGCUCUGAACAAGAUAGCCUCCAAUGCUCCCAUCGAGCCGCCAAAGCCCGCGGCUCCUUUGCCAGCAAAGAGCAUCCCGUUCCGAGAACGGUCCUCGGUAUCAGAACGCUCCUCAUCCUCAAGUCCUGUCAAGUCAGCUACUUCGAGGGAGUCUGUGACACAAUUUUGUUUGUGCCAGCCGGACCCGAAAAUCCCAAGACCUCGAAAUGCUUUCAUCCUGUAUCGUCAGCACUAUCAAGCGGCGGUGGUCGCGCAGAAUCCGGGUCUUGCUAACCCCGAUAUAUCAAAGAUUAUCGGCGAGCAGUGGAGACGGCUUCCUCAAGAGACAAAGGAUGAAUGGAAAGCCUUAGCAGAGGAAGAGAAGGCUCGGCAUCAGCAGCAGUAUCCUGAGUAUCGGUAUCAGCCUCGGCGUUAUGGCAGGGACGGAAACCCCCGGGGUUCGAGUUCCGGCAUCAGCCAUAACCCUCCGGGCUCUACUGUUUGUAGUCGGUGUGGGGGGCGUGUGAUGAAUCCACCAGUAUCACCUGAGGCCCCUUUCAAUCCGAAUGGCUCUUCCCAUGGGAAUGGAGCCUCAUUACAGCACGACACGAUCACAGGGCGCAGUUAUCCGUGCCGGGCUAAAGACUCGGACCGACCCUCGAACCCUAUCAAGAUGGGGAGCAAUGGCGACUCUCUCCCACCACGGCAACGCCAAUGGGAAGAGACUGUGAAUGGGUCCCCAGACUCCAAGCGUCGCCGGAUCAGCACACAGCUGCCAAGCAAAGCAAGUAUUCACCGAGACAGAAGCCCGGAUGGCUCAUACCCAAUAUCAUCAUAUACCACUCGCCCAGAGGCACCGGGCUCUCGUGGAUCAUUCCACAUGUUGCAGCCUCCACGACCUUACCGGGGUGUUCAGGAUUACCCCCAACCUGACCCCAGUCUAAAGCUCCCACCGCUACAGACAACUGCACCUGUCUCCAGCUCUGCGACUCCAGUGACUCAAUAUGGUCAGGAAGGCUCCAGUUUGGAGGCUACAGUGAUGACUAUCCCAUUCCUUAACAAGAUCAAGGUACUCGCUAAGAUCUCUCCACCGCUCCUCCCCUCUUUCCGUGAUGGAGCCUCACGAAGACGAGGAGCCGUGGUAUCAGUUGACGGCCAAGACCCUGUCGCUGUGAAGUCAGUAAUUGACUUUCUUAACAAUACGAUGGAGAAGGAAGGAAAAUACCACACCCACAUUUUUGAAGGACCCGAUAUCCGUCUGCGGGAAGGUUACUCUGAAUCUGGCCAGAUGGGUGAUGCUACUGUUGAUUAUCUGAACACUAUCUCAGCCUGGCACCGCAUUUCCGAUGAAAUCGUGGGCUUCGUCAAACCCUCGUAUGGGUCGUUGGAACCGAAAUCGGUGGAUGAAGACAGCUCAACACCAGGAGCGUCGCCCAAAGGCUCUAUUUCUAAAGGAGCCGAAAUACAUAUCAGUUCACCGGCACAGUCGAGUGAGAAUGGAUCUGUAUCAUAUUCAUCGUCUUCAGGAUCAGCACCCUCUACUGUACCUGUGGCCCUGGUUCCUAGGUACCAGCUUACCACAGCCGACGCCUUCGCUUGCUCCGUGCCUAUCGGAGACUCUUACGCGCCACUGGAUCAUUGGCAGUGGAUGGCAUCUCUCUGGCGGGCCUGUGUAGGCCCAGAUAUCACAGUAUAUGUUCGGGAAUGCGAGAAAGACGAAUUAGAUCGAUUUGGGGGGAACCCCGUUGAAGUUCGCUUGCAUGACGCGCGAACUAUAGUGGUACGGAGAGCAGCUGGUUCUCCAAGGGAACUAGAAGAGAAGACUUUAAAACGCGUGGGAUUUGAAAUUGAGGACUACCUCACCCAAUGA
Messenger RNA from Aspergillus pseudonomiae, 2082 nucleotides. Its product is annotated as putative HMG box transcriptional regulator. NCBI's taxonomy places the organism in Eukaryota, Fungi, Ascomycota, Eurotiomycetes, Eurotiales, Aspergillaceae. Gene Ontology annotation, molecular function: DNA-binding transcription factor activity, RNA polymerase II-specific; RNA polymerase II cis-regulatory region sequence-specific DNA binding. The record is from RefSeq and is a predicted model, not a curated record. The coding region runs from base 1 to 2082 and encodes 693 amino acids. Gene Ontology annotation, biological process: negative regulation of transcription by RNA polymerase II; anatomical structure morphogenesis; cell differentiation. The transcript is spliced from 3 exons.